UUUGCUAUGAAAUAUGGGACUGUUUUUUCUUACAAAUGUUUCUGUUUUAAAGGCAGCAUCAUUACCCAACAAAGUCUCCUACCCUCCUUCCCUAAAUGUAAAUCCUGCCCCUUCAGCAGCAGCAGCAGCUCUGCAUUGUUUCCUCUUGGAAGUGUGAGCUCAAGGGGACAGACAUUCCCACUGCUAAGCUGGUGCACUAAAGCUGUGAUCUGCCCUUGUUGUAUUAUUAAUGGCACAAUGUUUUUAUGUUGCAGAUGGCUGAGAGCUAGCAAGGAAAAUUCAGGACCAUGAUGGCUCAGUUUCCCACAGCUAUGAAUGGAGGGCCAAACAUGUGGGCUAUUACCUCUGAGGAACGGACUAAGCAUGACAAGCAGUUUGAUAACCUCAAACCCUCAGGAGGUUACAUAACAGGUGAUCAAGCACGUACCUUUUUCUUACAGUCAGGCCUGCCGGCUCCUGUUUUAGCUGAAAUAUGGGCUUUAUCAGAUCUGAACAAGGAUGGGAAGAUGGAUCAGCAAGAGUUCUCCAUAGCAAUGAAACUCAUCAAGCUAAAGCUGCAGGGCCAACAGUUGCCCGUGGUCCUCCCUCCUAUUAUGAAACAACCUCCUAUGUUCUCUCCAUUAAUUUCUGCUCGUUUCGGAAUGGGAAGCAUGCCCAAUCUGUCCAUUCCUCACUCAUUGCCUCCAGUUGCACCUAUGGCAACCCCCUUAUCCUCUGCGACUUCAGGGACCACCCUUCCUCCCUUAAUGAUGCCUGCUCCCCUAGUGCCUUCUGUUAGCACAUCAUCACUACCAAAUGGAACCGCUGGCCUCAUUCAGCCUUUAUCCAUUCCUUAUUCUUCUUCAACAUUGCCUCAUACGUCAUCUUACAGUCUCAUGAUGGGAGGACUCGGCGGCGGUGCUAGUUUACAGAAAGCCCAGUCUCUGAUUGAUCUAGGAUCUAGUAGCUCAACUUCCUCAACUGCUUCACUAUCAGGGAACUCGCCCAAGACUGGGACCUCAGAGUGGGCAGUUCCUCAGCCUUCAAGAUUAAAAUAUCGACAAAAAUUUAAUAGUCUUGACAAAAGUAUGAGUGGAUACCUCUCAGGUUUUCAAGCUAGAAAUGCUCUUCUUCAGUCAAAUCUUUCCCAAACUCAGCUAGCUACUAUUUGGACCCUGGCUGACAUUGAUGGUGACGGACAGCUGAGAGCUGAAGAGUUCAUCCUUGCGAUGCACCUCACUGACAUGGCCAAAGCCGGACAACCGUUACCACUGACGUUGCCUCCUGAGCUUGUCCCUCCGUCUUUCAGGGGAGGAAAGCAAAUUGAUUCUAUUAAUGGAACUCUGCCUUCAUAUCAGAAAAUUCAAGAAGAGGAACCUCAGAAAAAAUUACCAGUUACUUUUGAGGACAAGCGGAAGGCCAACUACGAGCGAGGAAACGUGGAGUUGGAGAAGCGACGCCAAGCGCUGAUGGAGCAGCAGCAGAGGGAGGCAGAACGGAAGGCCCAGAAAGAAAAGGAAGAGUGGGAGCGCAAACAGAGAGAAUUGCAGGAGCAAGAAUGGAAGAAGCAACUUGAAUUAGAAAAACGCUUGGAGAAGCAGAGGGAACUGGAAAGACAGAGGGAGGAAGAAAGGAGAAAAGAGAUAGAAAGACGAGAGGCAGCAAAACAGGAACUAGAAAGACAACGUCGUAUAGAAUGGGAGAGGAUUCGUCGACAGGAGCUUCUCAAUCAAAGGAAUAGAGAACAGGAAGAAAUUGUCAGGUUAAACUCUAAAAAGAAGAGUCUUCAUCUCGAGUUGGAAGCACUGAAUGGCAAACAUCAGCAGAUCUCAGGCAGACUUCAAGAUGUCCGACUCCGAAAACAAACUCAAAAGACUGAGCUAGAAGUUCUAGAUAAGCAAUGUGACCUGGAAAUCAUGGAAAUCAAGCAACUGCAACAAGAACUUCAGGAUUAUCAAAAUAAGCUUAUCUAUUUGGUACCUGAGAAGCAGUUACUAAAUGAAAGAAUUAAGAACAUGCAACUCGGUAACACACCUGAUUUAGGGAUUGGUUUGCUUCAUAAAAAAUCAUUGGAAAAGGAAGAAUUAUGCCAAAGACUUAAAGAACAAUUAGACGCUCUUGAAAAAGAAACUGCAUCUAAGCUAUCCGAAAUGGAUUCAUUUAACAAUCAACUAAAGGAACUGAGAGAAAGCUACAACACACAGCAGUUAGCACUUGAACAACUUCAUAAAAUCAAACGUGACAAGUUGAAGGAAAUUGAAAGAAAACGGUCAGAGCUAAUACAGAAAAAGAAACUAGAAGAUGAGUCUAUCAGGAAAGCAAAGCAAGGAAAAGAAAACUUAUGGAGAGAAAGUCUUAGAAAGGAGGAAGAAGAAAAACAAAAGCGACUCCAGGAAGAAAAAACACAAGAGAAAGUUCAAGAAGAGGAGCGGAAAUUGGAGGAGAAGCAGUGUGAGCCAGCUAGUGCUUUGGUAAAUUAUAAAGCAUUGUAUCGCUUUGAAGCCAGGAGCCAUGAUGAGAUGAGUUUUAAUUCUGGGGAUAUAAUACAGGUUGAUGAAAAAACCAUAGGAGAACCUGGUUGGCUUUAUGGUAGUUUUCAAGGAAAUUUUGGCUGGUUUCCAUGCAACUACGUAGAAAAAAUGCCAUCAGGUGAAAAAUCUGUGUCUCCUAAGAAGGCCUUACUUCCCCCUACAGUAUCUGUAUCUGCUACCUCAACUUCCUCUGAAUCACUUUCUUCAAAUCAACCAGCAUCAGUGACUGAUUAUCAAAAUGUAUCUUUUACAAACCUAACUGUUAAUACAUCAUGGCAGAAAAAGUCAGCUUUUACUCGUACUGUGUCCCCUGGAUCUGUAUCACCGAUUCAUGGACAGGGACAGGUUGUAGAAAACCUAAAGGCACAGGCCCUUUGUUCUUGGACUGCAAAGAAAGAUAACCACUUGAACUUCUCAAAACAUGAUAUUAUUACUGUCUUGGAGCAGCAAGAAAAUUGGUGGUUUGGGGAGGUACAUGGAGGAAGAGGAUGGUUUCCAAAAUCUUAUGUCAAAAUCAUCCCUGGGAGUGAAGUCAAGCGGGAAGAACCAGAAGCUUUGUAUGCAGCUAUAAACAAGAAACCUACCUCUGCGGCCUCUACCGUUGGAGAUGAGUAUAUUGCACUUUAUUCAUAUUCAAGUGUAGAACCUGGAGAUUUGACUUUCAUUGAAGGUGAAGAAAUAUUGGUGACCCAGAAAGAUGGAGAGUGGUGGACAGGAAGCAUUGGAGAUAGAACUGGAAUUUUUCCGUCAAAUUAUGUCAAGCCAAAAGAUCAAGAGAGUUUUGGGAGUGCUAGCAAAUCUGGAACAUCAAACAAGAAACCUGAGAUUGCUCAAGUAACUUCAGCAUAUGUGGCUUCUGGUUCUGAACAACUAAGUCUUGCACCAGGGCAGUUAAUAUUAAUCCUAAAGAAAAAUUCAAGCGGGUGGUGGCAAGGGGAAUUACAGGCCAGAGGAAAAAAGCGACAGAAAGGAUGGUUUCCUGCCAGCCACGUUAAACUUUUGGGUCCAAGCAGUGAAAGAACUACACCUGCCUUUCAUCCUGUGUGUCAGGUGAUUGCCAUGUAUGACUAUGUUGCAAAUAAUGAGGAUGAGCUGAAUUUCUCCAAGGGACAGCUUAUCAAUGUUUUGAACAAAGAUGAUCCUGACUGGUGGCAGGGCGAAAUCAACGGGGUGACUGGUCUCUUUCCUUCAAACUAUGUUAAGAUGACAACAGACUCCGAUCCAAGUCAACAGUGGUGCGCGGACCUCCAGAGCCUGGACACCAUGCAGCCGGGGGAGAGGAAGAGGCAGGGCUACAUCCACGAGCUGAUCCAGACGGAGGAGCGGUACGUGGACGACCUGCAGCUCGUCGUGGAGGUUUUUCAGAAACGGAUGGUGGAGUCAGGCUUUCUCGCUGAAGGAGAAAUGGCCUUAAUCUUUGUAAACUGGAAGGAGCUCAUCAUGUGUAACACGAAGCUGCUGAAGGCCUUGCGGGUCCGGAAGAAGACGGGAGGAGAGAAGAUGCCCGUGCAGAUGAUCGGGGACAUCCUGGCCGCUGAGCUGUCCCACAUGCAGGCUUACAUCCGAUUCUGUAGCUGUCAGCUGAACGGAGCAGCUCUGUUACAGCAGAAGACGGACGAAGACACAGAGUUCAAGGAAUUUUUAAAGAAGCUGGCGUCUGACCCUCGCUGUAAGGGGAUGCCCCUGUCCAGCUUCCUGCUGAAGCCCAUGCAGAGGAUCACCCGCUACCCUCUUCUCAUCAGAAGCAUUCUGGAGAACACCCUGGAGAAUCACGUAGACCACUCCUCCCUAAAGCUGGCUCUUGAGCGGGCAGAGGAGCUUUGCUCCCAAGUUAAUGAAGGAGUUCGGGAAAAAGAAAAUUCCGACCGGCUGGAGUGGAUCCAGGCCCACGUUCAGUGUGACGGUCUGGCAGAGCAACUGAUUUUCAACUCCCUCACCAACUGCCUGGGGCCCCGGAAGCUUCUGCACAGUGGAAAGUUAUAUAAGACCAAGAGCAAUAAGGAGCUACAUGGAUUCCUCUUCAACGACUUUCUGCUCCUGACCUACAUGGUCAAGCAGUUUGCUGUUUCCUCAGGCUCUGAGAAGCUUUUCAACUCUAAGUCCAAUGCCCAGUUCAAAAUGUAUAAAACGCCCAUUUUCCUGAACGAAGUCUUGGUGAAACUGCCCACAGACCCUUCCAGCGAUGAGCCCGUCUUCCACAUUUCUCACAUUGACCGGGUCUACACCCUCCGAACAGACAACAUUAACGAGAGGACUGCCUGGGUCCAGAAGAUCAAGGCGGCCUCUGAGCAGUACAUCGACACGGAAAAGAAGAAACGGGAAAAAGCUUAUCAAGCUCGCUCGCAAAAGACUUCAGGCAUUGGACGUCUGAUGGUGCAGGUCAUCGAAGCUACAGAAUUAAAAGCCUGUAAACCAAAUGGAAAGAGCAAUCCAUACUGUGAAAUCAGCAUGGGCUCCCAGAGCUAUACCACCAGGACCCUCCCGGACACACUCAAUCCCAAGUGGAACUUUAACUGCCAGUUCUUUAUUAAGGAUCUCUACCAAGAUGUGCUGUGUCUCACCAUGUUUGACAGAGACCAGUUUUCACCGGAUGAUUUCCUGGGUCGUACUGAGGUUCCGGUGGCAAAAAUUCGCACAGAACAGGAAAGCAAAGGCCCCACAACCCGCCGACUCCUGCUGCACGAGGUCCCCACGGGAGAGGUCUGGGUCCGCUUUGACCUACAGCUUUUUGAGCAAAAAACUCUCCUGUAGAGGGCUCAGGGAUCUGCCCAAAAGGCCGGGGCUAGAGCCAGAUGGCCGGUGCUGCACCUGGGCCGAAGGAGCACUGCGGCUUCAUCCAUCACGGGCCACGCGCGGCGGCGCGAUUUUCUUGCACACUAAAUUGCUAGCAAUCUAUGCAACCAUGAUCUUUCCUAUAAAUAAACCAAACCCAUAGCACAGUGCCUUGUAUUAGUGUUAACAUCUCUGGCUGUGUUUAGAUGCCAGGGUUUCCAUUUUCAGGGCUAUAAAAAGUAUUAAGUGGAAAUGAGGCAUCAGAACACUGGACACUGUCCCGUGGUUGAAUGUACCCAGGGCGGGUGGUUUUGGUGACACUGUAGCCAUCCCCUGCCGGGGGGCCUGGGCCGGGAGUCGGGGGGGGUGGUGCCGUGCCAUAGGCGCUCAGGAGGUGGAGGACUGGGGAGAAGCACUGCCACCUCGGCGCGGGCAUAGCCUCGUGCUGAAGUCGGUCUUGCUCUCUGCACUGAACAAAAACACAAACUUGAUCAUUUUGUUCUCGAUUAGAUUUUAUCAUCUCUGCUGAGACAAUAGAGUUUGAAAUAUAAACGGGAAAGCUUGAUUUACUUUAAAUACUGUGAACUCCAAUGAUAUGGAAAUAUUUUUCAACUUUAAUUUUCUGAAAUAUAAAUUAUUUAUGUAAAUUCCUUGUUUUGCCUAUUUCAUAGGACAUGCAUCUUUAAGCUUUAUCAUUGCCAAUAUGUACAGAAAGAAUAAAAAUAUAAGUUUAUGAAUGUAACUUCUUUCAAAAUUUGACUGAUUUAUGUUCCACCUGAAAGGCUCUUAAAACAUAAGUUUCGAUGGCUCAGUCGGUUAAGUGUCUGCCUUU
Molecule: messenger RNA, 6114 nt
Organism: Enhydra lutris kenyoni (northern sea otter)
Lineage: Eukaryota; Metazoa; Chordata; Mammalia; Carnivora; Mustelidae
Product: intersectin 2
Exons: 38
Coding region: 288-5261 (1657 amino acids)
Biological process (GO): positive regulation of Rho protein signal transduction
Molecular function (GO): calcium ion binding; protein binding; guanyl-nucleotide exchange factor activity
Source: RefSeq, a predicted model, not a curated record